Messenger RNA from Macroventuria anomochaeta, 1913 nucleotides. Its product is annotated as tubulin-specific chaperone E. Gene Ontology annotation, molecular function: alpha-tubulin binding. The coding region runs from base 132 to 1913 and encodes 593 amino acids. Gene Ontology annotation, biological process: protein folding. Lineage: Eukaryota; Fungi; Ascomycota; Dothideomycetes; Pleosporales; Didymellaceae. The record is from RefSeq and is a predicted model, not a curated record. The transcript is spliced from 2 exons.
GCCAGAAGUUGUAGACUGUUCUUAAAGCAGAGAAACCCCUUGAAUUGCAGUCGAGAGACUUGUGUCGAUGUUUGAAGACUGUAGUGAGCCACAACCGACAAUCAGUUCAGAAGCCUUCUCUCGGCGAUCUCAUGGCGACAGACAUUUACAUUGGCAAGAGACUCUCCUUCGAUGGCCAACUCUGCACUGUUCGAUUCCGUGGCGCAGUUGAAGGCACAAAAGGGGAGUGGUUGGGCGUGGAGUGGGACAAUCCAACCCGCGGAAAGCACUCUGGUGAACACCAAGGUCACAGAUACUUCGAAUGCCUCAGUACGCAUGCAACAGCAGGAUCUUUCAUCAGACCAACUCGUAAGCCGGAUGCACCACGCUCGUUCGUAGAGGCAUUGAAGGCAAAGUACGCAGAUGAUGAUUUUGAAGACCCCAGCGUACAAGUGGUGUUUGUCACGAAAGAAAGUGACAAUGCAAAGGCAAAAAAAGACCCGGCGGCAAGACUGAAUCAGCCUAUACGCUUCAACGGCAAAAUUGCAGAAGAGGUGGGAUUCGACAAGAUCAGGAAACAGCUCGCUCAAAUAGAAGAGCUCAGAUUCGUCAUUCUGGACGGCUUGCGAAUGUGGAGGCCCGAGGUCAGGCAGGGCGCGCGAACUGAUGAUGAGCUAGAGUGGCCUCAGAACGCGACAGACAUCAAAGAUGCGUGCCCCAAGACCUACGAGCUGGAUCUUAGUCGCAACUUGUUCGAGGAGUGGAGGGAGAUUGCUGCCAUCUGCGAACAACUGGAUCGGCUAAAAAUUCUUCGAGUUGACGGAACACGGUUCACAGACACAUCACUGACAGAAGCUGAGCUACAGCGUUGCCGCCAAAUAUUCGCUAAUAUUACAACACUGAAGUUGGAAGACGACUUAUUACCAUGGGAAGACCUGGUCAACAUCACGCACCAGUUCUCCGCCCUUACCACCUGUUCAGCUUCCAGCAACUUCUACUCAAGCCUGACACCGCACAUCCUGAACCCAUCGAUCACCGACUUAACGCUGGAAGAGAACCUCUUUCCCUCCCUAUCCGCCCUCGAACCACUCACCAAGAUGCCAAACCUACAACGCCUCAUCCUCAAGUCUAACAAGAUCUCCGAGGUCGGCACACCGCAACCCAUCUUUCCUACAGCCCUCAGGGAAGUCGAUCUCUCGUUCAACGAAAUAACAACAUGGUCUUUCAUCGAGCAGCUCGAACACGUCUUCCCCGGGCUCACCAGUCUCCGCGUAUCCCACAACCCGCUCUACGAAGCCCUCCAGGCGCCCGACGGCCGUCCUCUCACCGCAGACGAUGGCUACAUGCUUACGCUCGCACGACUGGGGAAUCUCAAGACAUUGAACCAUAGUCCCAUCAGCGGCAAGGAGCGUCUGAACGCUGAGUCCUAUUACCUGUCACUCAUUGUCAAGGAAGUGCAGUUCGCGCCCGAGAAUCUACGGGAGCAGAUUCUGGGCAAUCAUCCGAGGUACAAAUGGCUGUGUGAAGAAUAUGGAGAGCCGGAUAUCAAGCGGAGUAAGAACGCGGUGAAUCCGAAUUCGCUUGCUGCGCGGUUGUUAAGGAUCAAGUUCUACCUUACGAGUGACAAGACGAAGGCGCAUGAGGUCGAGAUACCGAUGAGCUGCACAGUGUACACGGUGCUUGGUGUUGUGGGCAAGCAAUUCGGUGUCAUGCCCAUGGACUGCAGACUCAUCUGGGAGACGGGCGAUUGGAUGCCGGCGAGGAGGUCGAUGGCUGAUGUUGAAGAUGAGGACUGGGACUCUGAGGAUAGCGAGGAUGAGGCGGCUACGAGUAAAGUGAUGCGAGAGGUUGAGAUCACACCCGGGACACGGUCGAUAGGAACUUGGAUCGAUGGCAUGGAGGCUACUGUGAGGGUUGAGUUGAAGUCUCAGUAG